This is a messenger RNA of Aspergillus ochraceoroseus IBT 24754, 1116 nucleotides long. RefSeq names its product putative L-serine dehydratase. NCBI's taxonomy places the organism in Eukaryota, Fungi, Ascomycota, Eurotiomycetes, Eurotiales, Aspergillaceae. Gene Ontology annotation, molecular function: pyridoxal phosphate binding; threonine deaminase activity; L-serine ammonia-lyase activity. The coding region runs from base 1 to 1116 and encodes 371 amino acids. Gene Ontology annotation, biological process: L-threonine catabolic process; L-serine catabolic process. The record is from RefSeq and is a predicted model, not a curated record. The transcript is spliced from 3 exons.
AUGGCACAUCCAGAGGAAAAGCCCUGGAUCGAAACACCCCUGAUCGAGUCCGCUGCGCUCUCCAAAGCAGCGGGAUGCAAAGUUUUCCUCAAACUGGAACUCCUCCAACCUUCUGGCUCAUUUAAAUCAAGAGGAAUCGGUAACCUCAUCCGUACAGCCCUUCUAGACCCCGAAAACACGAGCAAGGAAUUGCAUUUCUUCAGCUCGUCUGGCGGAAACGCUGGCCUUGCAGCCGUGAUUGCCGCUCGGGAUCUCGGAUCUCCCUGUACAGUGGUUGUGCCAACAUCCACCAAGCCGCUUAUGGUGCAAAAGCUACAGGAUGCGGGAGCUACGGCCGUGAUUCAACACGGGGAGAGUUGGUACGAAGCCGAUGCUUAUCUCCGGGAGAAGUUCAUUGAUGCUCAGCCUGAGAAUCCCGGACCGGAGAAGAUGCAGAUGAAUAUCUACGUUCCGCCAUUCGACCACCCGGAUAUCUGGACGGGCGCGGGGACGAUGAUCUCGGAGAUUGCGCGGCAAUUGCCCCCGCUCUCCGGCCCGGCGAGCGCGAGAGCAAGUGGCGUCUUUCCGGCCGAUGUGGUGAUUUGCAGUGUUGGCGGCGGCGGCCUUUUCAAUGGCGUUGUCGAGGGGUUGGAUGAAUAUCUUCAAGCCCACAGGGCUUCUUCGACACUCCAGCAUAGAGCAGAGGAUAGAAAGGUGCAUGUCCUGGCUGUUGAAACAGAGGGGACAAAUUCCCUAGACCACUCCCUUCGAACGGGCACCCUCCAAGCCAUUCCUGCGAUCACUUCGCUCGCGACAUCGCUGGGGGCUCGACAGGUAGCUCCCAAGACUCUGAUGAAUGCGCAGUCCCCGCCAUCCGGGGUGGACGUUGUAAGUGUUGUUGGGUCUGAUGCAGAGGCCGCGCGCGGGGUGAUUCGACUCGCAGACGAGAUGCGAUUGCAGGUCGAACUGGCUUGUGGGAUUAGUGUUGAUGUUGCGACUUCAGAGAGAUUGCGACAGUCGGUUCCAGACCUGACCGAAGCAAGUCGGGUGGUGGUGGUCGUUUGCGGAGGGAGCCAUAUUACCGCGGAGAUGAUUGCUGAAUAUCGCCGGAGACUUCAGGAGGGUUGGUCUUUGUGA